AUGGCGAAAUUGGACUCUCUAAAGUUGCUUCUUGCUAAAAAACCUAUUGACAUCUUAACAGUAUCAGAAAGCUGGUUGAAGCCUUCUAUUUUGGACAGUGAAGUAUCUAUUGAUGGUUAUUCCUGUGUUAGAAAAGAUAGGUUGGGCAAGGUUGGGGGAGGAAGUUUGAUCUAUGUUCGGGAGGGUAUUCCGUUUCGCUUUGUUGUCGAGCUUAGUCUUGCUUCAGCUGAACUUUGCUCUAUUGAAAUCUUACGUCCUAAAGCUAAGAAGGUUAUUGUUUGGUCUAUUUAUCGCCCCCCAAACGGCAAAGUCGAACAGUUUGUUAAUGAGUUAAACGAGCUUCUCCUGAAUGUCGCGGACAAAGAUGAAUUAUUGGUUUUGGGUGAUUUUAAUAUCUCGUGGAAUGCAAAGUCUGCUGUGGACAAGGCAUUAAAACGUAAAUUGAAAAACUUAGCAAACGGUCAUGGCUUGGAACAGAUAAUUGAUCAACCCACGCGUGUUACGGAAAAAUCUUCAACCGUGCUCGAUUUAAUAUUCACAAAUUUUCCGCAUCGCAUCAUUGACCAUGGUAUUGUUGAUCCCUCAUUAAGCGAUCAUUCAAUGGUUUUUUGUGUUGUUAAGGCCUGUGUUAUUAAAGCCCCAGGAAAAACUAUUGAGUUUCGUUCCUAUAAGCGCUAUCAAAAACGAAAUUUUAUUCAGGAUUUGCGUAGUGCUGAUUGGAGUGUUGUUGAUGAUGAGCCAACUGUUGAUUUGGCUGUCUUGGCCUGGAAUAAUUUGUUUCUGUCGAUAGCUAAUAAACACGCGCCUAUCAAAACAACUCGAAUAAAAGGCUCCAAACUUCCUUGGCUAACAACAGAGUUGAUGGAUGCUAUGCGCAAACGUGAUUUUUAUCGUAAAAUGGCGAAGAAAUCUAACUUGCAAAGACACUGGACAUUGUACAAGGACUUAAGAAAUUUUGUUAAUUCAGAGGUCAAGAGAUGCAAAGCUGAGUAUUAUACAAGGCUAAUUGAUGAAAAUAAACAAAACCACAGUGCUUUAUGGAAAACACUAAACGAAGUUACAUGUCGUAAGAAAUGUGAAUCUGUUUCCUGCAUUGAAAGCGAUGCUUCUAUGUUAGCUCAGAAGUUUAAGGAAAGCCUAAUCAUAUUAUUACCAUCAAGUUCGACUGUUACUGCUGAUGACUCAAACAGUACUUUUACUUUUAUGCCCGUACCAAAAGAAUUUGUCUUGAUGGAACUGAAACGACUAAAGACUAAUAAGGCGAUUGGUCUUGAUGGUAUAAGCGCGCGGUUGCUGAAAGAUUCUGCAACUCGGAAGAGGACAUUGAAGUUUGACAGCUCCAAUCCAAACUGGAGGAAUGAUCUGCGUGACGAACUGCUUCAUCACGACAUAGAGGACGAAUUGUCAAUCUUAGAAGACAAAGAACUACCAAUGGGACAACAGGAUGCAGAGUGUGGCAUGGAAAGUGCACAGUCAUCAAUUAAAACAGUGCGAGAAGCGAUGGAAUUCGGUGAUGAAUUGCGAAAAUUUGCUCAAUUUAACGAGCACCAAGAGCUUUCGCUUGCUAUGUCAAGGGUGGAUGACUUGUUGAGUCAAAUUAAACUGAGCAGUCCGCAACAACAAACAAAAAUUCAUGACUAUUUUUCAGCGGUUUAA
Messenger RNA from Dendronephthya gigantea, 1656 nucleotides. RefSeq lists its product as uncharacterized. The coding region runs from base 1 to 1656 and encodes 551 amino acids. The transcript has 3 exons. Gene Ontology annotation, molecular function: catalytic activity. The record is from RefSeq and is a predicted model, not a curated record. NCBI's taxonomy places the organism in Eukaryota, Metazoa, Cnidaria, Anthozoa, Malacalcyonacea, Nephtheidae.